AGUAACGGCAAUAGCAGCACCGGCAGUUCUCACACUUCUUCUGGCUCUAACAUUGGAGAAUAUGGCAGUUUACCUCCUCAGCAACGCUGCCGUCGCAUUCAAAAGAAACUUGAAGAAUUAACUAAUGAAUUGAGUAUUAAAGAAAAUUCUAAGGUUUUUACUUUAUUUUUACAUAAUGGGGCUUGUCCAGUUUAAGUGCCCAUACAACCUUUAUACGUCCAAACAAAUUUCUGUGCGUCCAAUCUAUGGCUUUGUUUGGGCGCAUAAAAAUUCCCGUCUACGUAUAAACUUUUCAUUGGACGUAUAUAAAGAAGGAUUAGAACGUCUAUUAUCUGUCUACAGCAAUGGAGGAUCCUCAAACAAUGGAGGAUCUUGGGGUGAUCCUCAAAUUGUUGAAAAACAAAUUGAACAUAAUAAAUGUGAAAUUGAUGCAUUAAGUGAACAAAUUAGAAGAUUUAAGGUAAAUUUAGAUUAA
Molecule: messenger RNA, 475 nt
Organism: Meloidogyne enterolobii
Lineage: Eukaryota; Metazoa; Nematoda; Chromadorea; Rhabditida; Meloidogynidae
Source: the annotation of a GenBank genome assembly